UCCAGGUGUCUGAAGAUGUCGUCUGAACUCCUGGAGCCUCCUGCAGGAGAUCACCUGUGGGGGGGAGGAGAGGAGGGGGCUCAGAGGAGGGAGGUGGGCUGUCAGUGGGAGAGUCCAGAGGAGGAGAGGAGGAGGGAGGUGGGCUGUCAGAGCGAAUCAGCUGACAGGAGGGACGCUGCUGUGCAGGUGGAUCUGCUGACUCAGCAGCUCAGCUGGAGACACACAGGCUCGUCUCAGAUGCUGCUUGAGUGUUUUGCAGUCAGACCCGAUGGACCAGACGGGGGCGCUCUCUUGCAGCACUGCAACCCCAACCGGACCAGAACCAGGACCAUCCAACCGGCUGUCAAACUGUCCCCUGAACUCACCUCGACCCGGUCCAGGUCCCAGAAGAGACCGCCCCCAAACACCACCGCCAAGAGGAGACGGGCUCAACGAGGCCGCCGCCGCAGAAGCCACGUGUCACCUGACCCCGACCUCCAGGAAGAGGAAGAGGAGGAGGAGGAGGAGGGGGUGGGGGAGGAAGAGGAGGGGGACACAGGUGAUCCCACCUGGUCUCCACCUGAGAGAGACCUCAUCGCUCCCCAGUCUCCCGCCGUCCAGCUGGACUCAGACUCCCAGCAUGCACCUCUCCUGGGGGUGAAGCUGGAGCCCGACAGCACGGUGUGCGAUGUUUGUGGGAAAGUGAUGAAGAACAAGUCGAGCCUGGCGCGUCACGCCUUCAUCCACACGGGGAACAAACCGUUCGCCUGCCACUUGUGCGAGAUGCGAUUCAACCGCCGCGACAACCUGCAGCACCACCUGAGCAGGCUCCACCCCAACGGCGUCGCCAAGCUGGAGAAGCAGCGUAACGUGCAGGCGUGGCUCUGUGCCGUCUGCGGCAAAACCUUCAACUGCAGGUCGAGACUGAAAACACACGAGGUCAUCCACUCGGGGGUCAAACCGCACCGCUGCGACCUCUGCCCCAAAACCUACAUGAGGACCAACGACCUCGAGCACCACAAGAAGGUCGUCCAUGUGGACGGCGGCACCGAGGCUCAGCGGCCGCGCUCGCUGCUCUGUGACCUCUGUGGGAAAGAGUUCAAAUGUAGGUCACAGCUGGCGCUCCACUUCCUGUCUCACACCGGAGAGAGGCCACACCUCUGUGACAUCUGCGGGCGCAAGUUCAGCCGUCAGUACCAGCUCAAACGCCACGACAUCCUGGUGCACGCCAACAGAGUGGACGGCGAGGAGAACGUGGCGCCCGACGCGCCGUUUGCAUGUGACGUCUGCGGGAAGCGUUUGAAAUCAGAGGCGCUGCUUUCCGCUCACACUCGCAUCCACUCCGGAGACAAACCGCACCGCUGCGGCGUCUGUCUGCGCAGCUUCCAGCGCGCCACCUGCCUGAAGCAGCACCACGUACGGGUUCACCUGAGGGCCAAGCAGGGGGCAGCGCUCUUCAAGUUCAGAUCUCUGCUGGCGAGUCACUCGCUCGUCCACAGCGAGGAGCGACCGUACGCCUGCGACUUCUGCAGCCGCAGCUUCAGACGCCACAGCCACCUGAAGAGGCACCGCCACGUCGUGCACGCCAACGGAGCGCGCCCGCCACAGAGCUUUGUGUGCCACAUCUGCGGGAAGGACAAGAAGUGCCGCUCGCAGCUCGCCAGACACGUCAUCAUCCACACGGGCGAGCGGCCGUACACCUGCGACCUCUGCCCUGCUCGCUUCAACCGCAGCGGGAACCUGCAGCAGCACAGGAAACGCAUGCAUGGCGUGGGGGCGGAGCCUGCAGAGGAAGCCCCGCCCAUCCUGUUUGAUGAUGACAUGACACCUGCACUGACCUACAAACAGGAAGAGACGGUGGUUGCCGUGGACGCUGAAGUCUGUGACGAGACGAGUCUGCAGCUCGUCAACAUCUGA
This is a messenger RNA of Labrus bergylta (ballan wrasse), 1896 nucleotides long. The record is from RefSeq and is a predicted model, not a curated record. NCBI's taxonomy places the organism in Eukaryota, Metazoa, Chordata, Actinopteri, Labriformes, Labridae.